CAAAAUAGUUUAGAAACUCCCUCGGUGUGCCAGUCAUAAAGCCACUACAGAGGAGGAAAGACUUGGAGGAGAAACACAUACUAUAAACUGGCUGACUGGAUAACGUUUUCUCGCGAGGAGCCUAAAUAAACAGCUUCAACGAUGAAGACCCCAGCAGUGCUCAUCUCUGUAGCAGUUUUGGCACUGGGGCUCUGCCCGCUUUUACAUAGGAGCACAGAUGCUGCCACCUUUCAAGGUGCGUACCCACACAAUUACAACCCAAACGAAUCGGAUAGAUGUCAACAACCCGCCCUCAGUGGACUAAUUUCCCGCGGUAUGGGGUCUGUAACCCCAACCGACGAAGUGCUGGAGUCCAGUCAGGAGGCGCUGCAUGUCACGGAGCGUCGCUACCUGCGGCUGGACUGGUGCAAGACACAGCCGCUCAAGCAGACCAUCCAAGAGGAGGGCUGCCUGAGCCGCACCAUCCUCAACCGGUUUUGCUACGGACAAUGCAACUCCUUCUACAUCCCGAGGCACAAUUACCAAGACGGAGACGCUUUUCAGUCCUGCUCGGCCUGCAAACCCAAAACCUUCAGCACAAUCACUUACACCCUCUUCUGCCCGGGUCAGAUCCCCAGCACCAGGAAGAAACGGAUCCAGCGCGUAAAGCAGUGCCGCUGCACAACAAUAGAUACGGAUUAGACGCGAACCGACACAUCCAGGUUAAUAACGGCUUUCUUCCCGCUUCCAUUGGAGGAAAUGUGCUGCUUUGCAAAAAAACAAAAACAAACUGAAAGGGUAUUUUGUUUAAAGGACAUGAGAAUAAAGUGGGAAUAGAAAGGUGAGCAACUUCCCUGAGCUGUUUUUUUUAUGAUCAAUGGAGAGAAAUAUGACACUUUGAGCUGCAAUUAUUAAUCCAUCACUCUGUCCGAAUAUCUUGUCAUUGCUUCCACAGUCCUUUUUUUUUGUAGGAUUUUAGAUCUUCCCCAUCGUUUAGGGUUUAUUUAAGUGAACUGAUCUAAAAAAAUAAAUAAGUGUUCAAGUUAGGUUUGUUUGUGUCAGACAUGCAGACUAAUGGAUCAUCCGAAUACAAGUGUGAGGACACUUCUUCAAAUGACUGGGAUGGUUGUAUUUUUUUCCACUGUGUGGGAUGUAAAACUGAUUAGGAUAUUGAAAUGUAUGUAUUUUUUACAAUCUGCACUGCUAAAGGCCACUUCAUUUUAUGACCGUGUAUAAUAUGUGCAUCAUGUAUUGUAAAUUUGCUUGUAAAUAAAACAAGCUAUAAAAUCACA
Messenger RNA from Etheostoma cragini (Arkansas darter), 1271 nucleotides. RefSeq names its product gremlin 1a, DAN family BMP antagonist (gene grem1a). The record is from RefSeq and is a predicted model, not a curated record. Lineage: Eukaryota; Metazoa; Chordata; Actinopteri; Perciformes; Percidae. Gene Ontology annotation, molecular function: receptor ligand activity; BMP binding. The transcript has 2 exons. Gene Ontology annotation, biological process: animal organ morphogenesis. The coding region runs from base 142 to 681 and encodes 179 amino acids.